AUCAAGAAUCAUUGAAUAAAUAGAAUAAAACGCCCGCUAAAUAUUCUGUGAAUUUAAGUAAAAUAGAAUAAUUCUGUAAACGACUCUAUCUUGAUAUAAUAAACGAAAACGAAAAGGCAGACGAAUAGAUAAACGGGGAAAACUAAUAUGGCCAUUAUUGACAAGAAUGGUGACCACCACCACCACCGCCAUCACAAUCGACAUCAACAACGUCAACGAUAUCAAAAUAACCACCUUCAACAUAAUAAUCAUCAACCAAUCGAAACGUUAACAUCAACGAAAAGCAAUCAAGAAUUGAAUACAUUAGAUUCAUUGAAUAUUACAAUUGCGAAUAAAACAAUAACAACAACAACUACAUCAUUAUUAAAUCAUCAUUCAACCACAUCACCGUUUCAUCAUUUAACUGAUAUGAUGAAUUAUAAUGGUCAUCAACAUGGUUCACAAACACCUACCAAUUCUAUUAAUCACAAUCAUCAUUUAGAUCAAAUAGAUUUAUGGAAUUCAAAAAAUCGAGAUAAUGAUAAUCAUGAAUCAUCUUCAUCAUCAACUUCAUCAUUAUUAUUAUCAAAUACAACAGAUUCUUCAACAAUGGCUAAAUCAAUUGCUACGACUAAAUCAAAUAAUCAAUGCCAAACUAUUAAUAAUAAAUCAAUAGAUUCACAACAAAAUGGUCAGUUACAACAGCAACAAUCAAAUAGUAGUAAUGAUAAUAAAAAUCAACGACUCAAUUUUUCCAUAUCGAAUAUAUUGAGCAAAGAAAAUCAUAAUAAUUUGGUAAACAAUUUACGUGACAAUUUAUUAGCAGCAAAUCCAAUAUAUUCACGUCCGACAAAUCAAUUAUCAUUCGAUCCGAUGACAUCAUUAUUAUCGGCACAUUUUCUAUCAAAUUAUCCAUUAUCAAUGUCAUCACCGUUAUCCACAUUAAAUGAACAACAAAAAUCUCAACUAUUACCGUCCAUGUUAUUUGCCAAUGCAAAUGCUAAUGCUGCUGCUGCAAUGGCUGCUGCUGCUGCUGCCGGAAAGAACAAACCAUCACCAUGGUAUCCAUGGUCAUUAACAAUGUCACCAACGACAUUAUUAUCGGGCAAUACAAAUAUUUCGGAUAUUAAUUUCAGUUCAUUAUUCGCAUCGACAAAAGAAUCUAAAGAAGAUCAUUUUCUACAGAAAUUGAAUCGAGAUUCAAACAAUAAACGAGAUUGCAGCGAUAAAAGCGAUAGUCCUUCACUAUUUUCAUCAUCAAAUCCAGGUUCACCAUUUGGAGAAAAUGCUGGCAAUGGUAAUGUAUCAUUAAAUAAGUGUUCAAUCAUCACCAAUGAUUCCCGUCAACAAGAAAUUGAACUUGAAGAUGAUAUUGAUUAUAAUGAUUCCGAUACAUGUUCCGAAAAAGAUUCACCAAUUCAACGAAAUUGCCUAUUCAAUAACAAUGGCAGUUUGGAUAAAUCAUCAACAAAUGAUUUGAACAAUAUUAAUAAUAUGACAAAUAAACGAAAAAAGAAAACACGCACUGUAUUUACACGAAGUCAAGUUUUUCAAUUGGAAUCAACAUUCGAUAUGAAACGUUACCUGAGCAGUUCAGAACGUGCUGGAUUAGCCGCUUCAUUACAUCUAACGGAAACACAAGUGAAAAUAUGGUUUCAAAAUCGAAGAAAUAAAUGGAAACGUCAAUUGGCGGCUGAACUCGAAGCAGCAAAUAUGGCUCAAAGGAUGCGGGCAGUUCCAAUAUUGUAUCAUCAACAAUCAGAUGGUCGACCUACGCCAACAUCUCCGACACCCAAAACAAAUAAUUUUGUUUCCACACAUGCUGGAGCCGAUUCUAAUUCGAUACAAGCACUUACAUCGUAUUAUUAUUCAUCAGCACAUGGAAACGGUGGCAACAGUAAUGGUAAUUUUUCGAUAUCCAAUUCAAUGGCAGCAGCCGCUGCCGCAGCUGCUGCUGCUGCGGCUGUUGUAUCAUCAUCUUCAUCAUCAUCAUCAUCAUCGCAUCUUACCACAACUGCAUCAUCAUCAACAUCAGCUAUAUCCAUCAAUAAUAGUAGUUCUUCAACACCUACUUCCAAUUCUAUACAUCGUUCAGUUACAAUUUCCGGUUUAGUUUGAUAGUUUUUUUUAAAUAUCCGAAUAAAUGUAGUCUGUUGUGUCUGUUUGUUUGUAUUUGAAUAAUUUUUUUUCAAUCGUUGUCCGUUUUGUCAAAAAA
This is a messenger RNA of Dermatophagoides pteronyssinus (European house dust mite), 2194 nucleotides long. RefSeq lists its product as uncharacterized. The record is from RefSeq and is a predicted model, not a curated record. Gene Ontology annotation, cellular component: nucleus. Gene Ontology annotation, molecular function: DNA-binding transcription factor activity, RNA polymerase II-specific; RNA polymerase II transcription regulatory region sequence-specific DNA binding. Gene Ontology annotation, biological process: regulation of transcription by RNA polymerase II. Lineage: Eukaryota; Metazoa; Arthropoda; Arachnida; Sarcoptiformes; Pyroglyphidae.